This is a messenger RNA of Striga asiatica, 1814 nucleotides long. The record is from the annotation of a GenBank genome assembly. Lineage: Eukaryota; Viridiplantae; Streptophyta; Magnoliopsida; Lamiales; Orobanchaceae.
GUCUAAUAAACACAAAAGGUGGUUUUAUUGGUUAGGUAAAUCCAGACGCACUGAGCCAACAAAACUAUAAUUGGAAGCUGCCAUUAUUGCCUUUUGAGCACCCACGCCAAUUCCGGCCAACGCGCUUGUUUUGCCCUUGCUUUUCAAACUAUUUUCUGCACCACUUCCCUCUUCUUCCUGUUCCCUGAAUAGAUCUGCCCAGUUUCGUGCUAUCGGCGUUGUUCUGUAUGCGCGCGCGGCGAGGAACUGCGAAAUUCUCCACUUGAAUCAACCGGUUAUGCGGACUGUUGUCGUGUGUGGUGCACUUGCCCGCAAAUGGGGCCAAUAUACUACAUACUGAUAGCACUGCCUUGUACGAUUGGGGCAAUGACGUUGGCAAUCCUCCACAUUCACAAACAUCUCUUGAAUUAUACAGAGCCCACAUACCAGAGAUACAUUGUCCGCAUUAUCUUUAUGGUUCCUGUGUAUGCAUUGAUGUCUUUCUUAUCCUUGAUCAUAAAUAAGGGUGCAAUUUACUUCAAUUCAAUCAGAGAAAUAUAUGAAGCCUGGGUCAUCUAUAACUUUUUGUCACUGUGCUUAGCAUGGGUUGGAGGUCCAGGAGCUGUUGUGUUAAGUCUGACUGGAAAAGUUAUGAAGCCGAACUGGUGUUUGAUGACGUGUUGCUUUCCUCCAAUUCCAUUGGAUGGGCGCUUUAUACGAAGAUGCAAACAGGGGUGUUUGCAAUUUGUGAUCCUCAAGCCCAUUCUUGUCACAGUUACUUUUAUACUAUAUGCAAAAGGGAGAUAUGAAGAUGGGAAUUUCAACCCAAGGGAGUCCUAUCUUUACCUCACCAUAAUCUAUACAAUCUCGUACUCUGUGGCACUUUACGCCUUGGCUUUGUUUUACGUGGCAUGCAGGGAUUUGCUUCAGCCUUUCAACCCAGUACCUAAGUUUAUUAUAAUCAAGUCUGUUGUAUUUCUUACUUAUUGGCAGGGUGUUCUCGUUUUUCUUUCCGCAAAGUCUGGACUAAUAAAAGACACAGAGGAAGCUGCUGAGUUUCAAAAUUUCAUAAUUUGUGUUGAGAUGCUUAUUGCUGCCAUUGGUCACCUAUAUGCUUUCCCCUACAAAGAAUAUGCCGGUGCAAAUAUCGGUGCUAGUCGUGGCCUUACAGCAAGCCUUGCGCACGCUCUCAAAUUAAACGACUUUUACCAUGAUACUGUACACCAGUUUGCGCCAACCUAUCAUGAUUAUGUGCUGUACAACCAUGGGGAAGGUGAUGAAGGGGCUAGAAAGUAUCGGGCCCGCACUUUUGUUCCAACUGGCCCGGAAAUGGAUACAGUUAGGAAAAACAAGCAUAUGUUUGUAAAUAAGGCGGAUGAAGUGCAGUUAUCACAAAAUCAAGCUCCUCAACUGAAAUCAGAGGCCCAAUACUCAUCAUUGCUGAGGGAUACUUCUGCUUCUGUGCCUUACGAUCUUAACCUAAUUGACAUCGACAUUUCAAGUUACCCAACUAAUGCACCUUCCCGAACAAGAUGACACGACUGUCGAGAAAAUCGAGUCUUUAGAUUUCUCAUCUUUUUGUUUUGAUGUUAACUCUUUCUUGUUUGGUUGCUGACUUUAGGUUUUGUAUAUGUAAGUGGACUAUUUAUUAUUAUUUUUUUUUUAUUAUUAUUUUUUUUUACCUUUUCCUGCAGUCAUAGGAAUUAGGUGAAGAAUGAGACUGUUACUUGCAGUUGUGCUGUAGAUGCAAUCAUUAUUCUCGGCAAUAUUGCCAAUCGAAAUUAGGGGAGUUUGAUUUGCAUUGAAAUUACAUUUUGCCAUUUGAUUUUAUGUCU